CCGUGGCUGGGGAGACGCGUUAGCGUCGUCAGGGCACACGGAGCUCAAUGGCACCAGUUUGCCGCCAGGACCCCAGACCAGGUCCUUGCGCUCCGCGGAGGAAUAGCGCAGCGUCUCGGCCUCCAUGGCGCGCAGCACCUCCCAAGAAGCCUCCUCCAAACUGUCCAACUUUCGCGGAAAAACUUUUAUGCUGGCAACAUAAUGUCAAGACUUGGUCCUUGGGGUUUAUUUUCCCGGAAGGCAACGGAAAGUUGGCGCGGUCAAGACGGGAAUUGGGAUGUCGGCCAGUAAUCUCGCCUCUUAAUGAUGCAAAGGUGGAAUGUAUUGUUCAGGAGACGCUGAAUGGAGGUGGGGCGCCACGUGGUUGUGCCCCACUGCUAGCAGCCGAACUUGAUGAAGUGCAGAGACACCAGGGACUACUCAGGGAGCUGCAAAGGCUGGCUGAUGACGAGCGGGACGAAGCGAGGGAGAGGUAUGAGUACAAUCUGGCUGAUGAGGAGAGCGACCUGCAGCUCAAGGAUGAGGAGAGAGACAAAACGACCGAGGAAGACGAGCCCAAGAAGAGGGAGAUGGAGGAGCCCAGGGUUGACGAUACGGGGAUUCAUGAUGAAGAAGAGCGAGCAAAGGAACUUGAGGAGCUUCUAGCUGAAGAAAUCAGCAAGAAGGAGAAGGAGGAGAGAAAUGAUGAGGAGCUGAAAGAGCUGCUGAGAGAGUUGAAGAAGAAGCGUUAUGAGAUGAAGGAAAGAGGGAGCCAGAAAGAUUCUGGAAGUGGUCCGAAGGAGGAAGAAACCAAGGAAAAAAUGGCGAGAGACAAAGAGGAAGUUCAGAAGCAGAAGGACCAGAGGAGGAACGAGGUGGAGCUGAGUGUGGAAAAAGAGAAGGUGGAGAAAGAACUGAAGGAGCUGAAGACUAAGAACAAGCCAGAAGAGGAGAAGGAGAGGAAGGAGAAGCAGGAGGAGCUGGACGAGCUGCUCAAGAAGAUGGAGCAAGUGCAGGAGGAGGCGCAGGCGGAGAAGAGUGAGGAUGAGGAUGAUGGCGUGCAGCAGCAGGAGGAAGUCAAGACGGGAGAUGAAGUUGAAGGGGCAGAGGAGCCUCGAGAGGCGGGCGAGAGGGAAGUGAAAAGAAAAGAGGAGGAGGGAGCGGUGGGGGUGAAGGAGCCGCAGCAGAAGAGAGUGAUGGAGAAAGCCAGCGAUGAAGCCACUCGGCAGUUUGAGCGGGAGAGACUAAAGGAGGAGGAGGAGGAGGACGAUGAAGACGGCGAGGAUGAGUAUGUCAGAGAAGAUGACGACGGGAGGGUGGAGGAUGGUGAUGAUGAUGAUGAAGGUGACUUGGACGACGAUCAAGGGGAGGAGCUGCUGGAGAUUGAAGCCCAGUUACGUGAAGUUGCUGCAGAGCUGAGGGAGCUGCGCAGAGGAUAAACUCACACAUUCACACCCGUAGACUGACAAAACGCAUUUUUGUUAAAGCAUUCAGAUCACCCAAGGUCUAUUUAUUUAUUUUUUUCCCCAAUUUCAAAUUGCAUUGGAAAAUGUUCACUCUCACAUUUCGAUAUGUGUCGCUUCUUAGCUGUUGAUUUUAUUCGAUGUACUUUGUGUGGCGCUCUAUAACCUGUACAGUAAUGGUAUGAUUGACAGGUGAAGUUACGAACUGCCACAGAAGCAACACAUGCGACACUUUUCAUUUACAUGCAAUUUCUGAUUAUAAGCUGCCGAGAACACACCUGUAAGUCAUGUGUCUAAUUCCCUAUAAGCAAUCAGUGUCAAUGUCUAUUCUGUGCAAUAAUCGAUAGCUAUGUGUACAAUGUUAUGACUGUUAUGUAUAACUGAUAUUUCUACCAGUAGAUAUGUCAUUUAUUCUUUAGUAAAUGAGGAAUGUGCUACAUUUGGCUCAUGCACUGUUAAAAUCAGACUGUUUUUUGGGACAUUCUACCAAAUCAAUGGCAUUUGCUUGUUGUGAUGAUCUCAUAAUAACCUGGAUUUCUGUUUUAGAUAAAGGGACUGUGGUGAGAUUUUAACCCCCAAGUGAGAGAAAAAUCAUGAAAUGAGUCCCAUGUCCUGCAGGGAAUCCCAAUAAUGCAACUUCCUUUGGAGCAUGUGAUUUAUGCAUUGGGAUAUUCCACAUUGUUUAUGCUAGUGUAACAGGACUGAGUGGAAACCCAGGUACACUACUAAUGUGCCACCUUUCUGUGGGUUUUAAAUGAUUAUAUUGAAUGUUAAAGUCUAGUUUUAGGUAGCGGGGACAAGAAACAAAUAGUUUGGAUGAGUCUUUCCAAUUCUAAUGACUAAAUAUGCAAUCAUAUCCACAUGCAGGACACGUUGCUUACUAAAGACAAAUAUUUGAC
Molecule: messenger RNA, 2341 nt
Organism: Nerophis lumbriciformis (worm pipefish)
Lineage: Eukaryota; Metazoa; Chordata; Actinopteri; Syngnathiformes; Syngnathidae
Source: RefSeq, a predicted model, not a curated record